Tetranychus urticae (two-spotted spider mite) is the source of this 2759-nucleotide messenger RNA. RefSeq names its product peroxisomal carnitine O-octanoyltransferase. Gene Ontology annotation, cellular component: peroxisome. Gene Ontology annotation, molecular function: carnitine O-octanoyltransferase activity. NCBI's taxonomy places the organism in Eukaryota, Metazoa, Arthropoda, Arachnida, Trombidiformes, Tetranychidae. The record is from RefSeq and is a predicted model, not a curated record.
GCGAGCUGAUAGGAGGAGGGAAAGAAAGUGAAUCGUUUAAUAAAUCUCCUCCUUGAUCAUGGUGGUUAGUGUUUAUGUGCGUGUUUAUUUAUCAUCAUCGACAACGGCAGCAACAAUCAACUUACAACACAGUAAAUCAACCUCAGCGAGUUUUACUUUUACAUUUAUUUCCCAUCAAAGAUAAAAAAGGUUCAGUGAAAGGCUGACAAUGAUAAUCAGCUUCUCCUGUCAUUCUCACUCUCUAUCUAUCUCUCUCUUAUGAUUUUUGUUUCAAGCUAGUUCAAUUUUUCAUUCAUUCAAUCAAUGUUUGCUGCUAAUCAAUUCUGGUGUUAACAAACUCUUUCUCCUAUUUUCAUAAUCUCAACACUAACCCUUAAGUGGAAACCCUCUUUUUACCAUCGUGUUUGUGUUGUUGUUGUUGGUGCUUUUGUUUCUCCUCUUUUUGUAGUUCCAGACUGAUUUGCUUUUUUGUUUUCAACUGACUAUUUAUUCCAACAUUUUCCUUCUUACCUCUUCCAGUCAACUAAUCAAGCUAAUCAGCAUAAAACUUUAUUGAGAGAAUCAGCUGGUUAAAAGCAUUUUUCUGCAUCCUUUGCUUUGUUUACUUGUGUCUAUUACCAUUUAUUGCACCUCUAAAUCAAACCUUUUAUUUUACAUUUUGAUAUGUCAUCUUCACCACCAUCAGAGACGACCAGUGAGGAUAACAGAUUGUUAAGUUUAGGACCAAUGAGUGUUCGUGAUCAACUUUACCGGUCAGCAACAAACAAAACAUUUGAAAAUGAACCUGACUUACCCAGUUUACCGGUUCCUGAUUUACAGUCCACCCUUGCCCUCUACCUAGACACUGUAAAGCCAGUAGUUGAUAGUGAGGAAUAUGAAAAUACUGAACAAAUCGUUAAAAAAUUUGGCUCUUCGAUUGGACCAAAGCUUCAAGAAGCACUUCUGCAACGCGCUCAAAAAUCAAGAAACUGGCUUGAAGAUUGGUGGCUCAAUUAUGCUUACUUACAACAACGAACACCGUUAAUACCUUAUUGUAACAUGGCAGCUCCUUACCCGAUUCAUGAAUAUUGGCCACCACAACGUGGAAGUCGAAUUGAUAGAAUAUCAAUGUCCUUAGCUUAUGAAUUAGAAUUUUGGAAGAUGAUUCGAAGCCAAAUAAUGCGACCAAUGGUACAUAGAGGAGUUCCAUGGGCUAUGGAUCAAUUCAAACGAUUAUUCAAUACCUGCCGAGUUCCUGGCGAAGAAAAAGAUACUCUUAAAUGUUGGUUUGUCACCGAGGAUGAAGGACCACCAGCUCCAACCAACAUAAUUGUCCUCUAUCGUGGUUACAUUUUCAGUUUUGAAGCUGUUGACAGAGAAUUGGAUGAACCAUUAACACCUCAAGAAAUAGCAUUCCAAUUAUUUUAUAUUGAAAAAUGGUGCCAAGCUCAAUCAACCGAUGGGCCUGGAGUGGGUGCCUUAACUGUUGCAGAUCGAAGUCAAUGGGCAAAAAAUCGCGAUUAUCUGAUCAAAUGUCAUCCUCAGAAUAAAACUACUUUAGAUAAAAUUGAACAAGCUUUGUUUGUCAUAAUUUUCGAUGAUUCCGAGCCCAUCACACAAAGUGAGAUAUUGAGAGAAGCAAUGUGCGGUGAUUGUAAAAAUCGUUGGGCUGAUAAAUCAAUGUCAACUAUAGUCUUCAAUAACGGACUUAUGGGUGCUAAUGGUGACCAUACACCUUUUGAUGGUUUGUGUACAGCCAUUUUAAGCCAUUACAUCAUGAUGUCAAUGGAUGAAAGUAAAGGAGUCUGGAAAGGAAGUCGAAAAUUCAGGGACAUGCCGAAAGCAGAACGGUUAGACUUCAUCUUGGAUGAUCAUUUGAAGGGCGAGAUUGAAAAUUCAGUCAAAACAUUCAAUCAAAACUGUUCAGAUAUUCAAAUUGUCCAUCAAACAUUUAAAGGUUUUGGUAAAGCUGCUCUUCGGGACUACAAAUUUCACCCUGAAGCAUUUACUCAAGUCGCCCUACAAUUAGCUUAUUACCGAAUGCACGGAAAACCUGCACCAACUUAUUGUACUGCUAGUACUCGACAAUAUUAUCAUGGACGAACUGAAACAUGUCGAUCAUGUUUCCCUGAAAGUGUUGAUUUUUGUAAAUCUGUAGUCGAAGGAAACUCAACACCUGGAGAUCUUUUUAAUAAACUCAAUCAAGCUGUAAACAAAUUCAACAAAUUAAUGGGAGAAGCAAUGAAAGGUUAUGGCUGCGAUCGUCAUCUAAUGGGUCUUUACUUAAUCUGUAUGGAGGAGGGACACGAACUUCCCGACUUAUUUACUGAUCCAUCUUUCAUUAAAAGUGGUGGAGGAGGCAAUUAUAUUUUAUCAACAAGUUGCUCAGGUUAUUGGCAUAUAUGUGGAGGAGUCCCACCGAUGAGAGAUGAUGGCUAUGGAACUUUCUAUGGAAUUGAAGAUACUCAAAUUACAUUUUGCGUUACUGCUUACAAAAAGUGUGAAGAGACUGAUCCAGAAGUCUAUUUCAACAAUAUAUGUACCGCCUUAAUGGAUAUGCAAAAAAUUUGUAACUCGUCCAAAUUGUGAUCCAAUUCAAUGUUUUUCUUCAUUUAUCGAUCUCUACAAUUUUACUCUUUUGACUACAGUUUAUCGUUUAUUUCCUACUCAUCAAACCAAAACUAUCCUUUGACUUGUUAUCAUGUUUAUUUUCCUAUUUUAUUCAAAGAUUGGUUCGAUAACUACUUUAUAAUAUAAAGUGAAAAUCUUAUAACUGUUCA